CGCGGGCACGCCUUCAUCGUAUUCAGUCAGUCCAUUGAGGAGCGUACUCGGGGCGCCGCGGAGUGCCUCAAUCUGUUCGGGGCUUACAGCGCGCCGCGGUGCACGCCGGAGCGCUUCUCGGAUGUGGGCGAUGUUUUGCGUCAGCGCGUCCGCCGCCUGCAUCGUCAGAUGGGGGCCCCGGCGGGUGCGUCGGCCCAGGAAGCCUGCUCAGAGCUGUUGGGCCGCCCGUGUCUGCGCUGCGACACGUCGAGCGACUUGCCGCUGAGGCCGCAUGCGCCGCGCAUCGUGAGCUGGCCCACUCUUGGGAACGAGCCUGGCUGGCUUGCUGACCGACUCGGGCCUGGCGAUCGACGCUCGCUCCCCGACCUCAGCCACGCCUUGCCGCUGCCGUCGCCGAGCGUCGACGCAGUCGUGGAGGAGGGCGGGGGGCAUUCGUUAUAUAUAGACCCUGCGCUUGAGAGGAAUCGCACGAUGCACGCGGAGUUUGCGGGGUCAGGGGUUUCCAGGGGCGUCUUCGUAGCGGGCAAGACCAGGAUCGAGGGCGUCGGGGUGUUCUUCGCGGCCGAGAAGGAUGGCCGCAUCAGGGCGCCCGAGGGGGCCUCGCUCUACUUCGCGGGAGUUGACGUCCAGAGCGCCUUCUGCCAGCACAAGGUGCCCGCCCACCAGCGGCCGGUCUCCUGCCUGCCCGCGGCCGCCGCCGGCGAGCUGGGGGGCGUCGGCAGGCUGGGCGGGCGCCGCGCGGCGCCGCGGACGCGUCUGCGCCCGCAGCUGGCGGUCGCGCCGAUGGGCUGGAGCUGGGCGCUUUGCGUCGCCCAGCAUGCCCACGAGCGCGCGCUGGGAGGCUGCCGCGCCCUCAGGCCCGAGCUGCGCGCGGUCGAUUUCGCGCCGCCGCCGUCGCCGCUCGACCAGCCGACCCACCCCCUCCGCGUCGACAACGCGCUCGUCGUUGGUUCCGACCGCGAGGAGGUGACGCGCGUCAGGCGGUUGGCUUCGGAGGCGCUGGAGGCGGCUGGGCUCGCCGUUCACGACGAAACCGACGCCUCGGAGUCCAUGGCGACGUUGGGCGAGCAGGGUGACCAGCCGGACAUCGAGCGCGCCCUCGGUCAUUGCACCUUCGCGGCCCUCUGCCGCCGCGAGAGCCUCAGCUGCUUCAGCGCCGCGUCUGCGUUCGUGCAGCAAGGCUACCAGCGCGCGCGGCCACUCUGGGCGUCCGCGCGAAAGGAGCUCAGGAUCUUCCGCGGGGUGCCGAUCAUACUGCGCGCCCAGCUUGACGCCCCCUGGUCGUCGCAGGUCGUCGUGACUGAUGCUUGCGAGACGGGCCGCGCGUCGAUGGUCGCCGACUGGAUGACAG
Prorocentrum cordatum is the source of this 1351-nucleotide messenger RNA. Lineage: Eukaryota; Dinophyceae; Prorocentrales; Prorocentraceae. The record is from the annotation of a GenBank genome assembly.